AUGAGCUCUCGGAGUGGACAUAACCCCUCCAUUUCACAAGAAGAUGGCGCUUACCGCGAAGUCGCCGCUCCUGGAGUACCCACUCCACGUGGUAGUGGACCUCUCCGUUCCGGUCAAGGAGGGGCGGAGGUACCCUCGUACGAAUAUGAGUACCAGGCGCCUCCGGUUAGCCACUCUCGUCCGAGUGCUCCACCUGCGGGUUCGUUGCAGGGCCUUGAGGUUGACCGCCUCCGUUAA
This is a messenger RNA of Phytophthora nicotianae INRA-310, 237 nucleotides long. RefSeq lists its product as hypothetical. Bases 1 to 237 code for a protein of 78 amino acids. NCBI's taxonomy places the organism in Eukaryota, Oomycota, Peronosporomycetes, Peronosporales, Peronosporaceae. The record is from RefSeq and is a predicted model, not a curated record. The transcript has a single exon.